UACUUUUUUUCUUUUCAGUCGCUUUUUUUUAUUUCUUCGGUUGCGGUAGUGAUUGUGUGCUACUGUGAGUUUCGGGACGUUUUUCUUGGUGAAGUCCCACGAAAAAAAUCUGGAUAACUUGGCAUCUUGUGGUUAAGUACGUGUCUUUACGGCGGACAAUGAGCUCUAAAAAGUGUGCGCGGUGUGAAAAGACGGUGUAUCCUCUUGAAGAAUUGAAAUGCUUGGACAAGAUAUGGCACAAAGGCUGCUUCAAGUGUCAAGAAUGCAACAUGACACUAAACAUGAAGACGUACAAGGGAUUCAACAAAUUCCCUUACUGCAGCGCUCACUGUCCGCAGGCCAAACACACAACAGUGGCAGACACACCAGAGGCCAAGCGACUUGCAGAGAAUACUCGCAUACAGAGCCAGGUGAAGUACCACGAAGAUUUUGAGAAGCUGAAGGGAAAAGUGACUCAAGUUGCCGACGACCCAGAGACGAUGAGGAUUCGUCAGACAUCGAAGAUCAUCAGCAAUGUUGCCUACCAUGGCGAGCUGGAGCGCAAGAAUCUCAUGGAACAACGCCGGGGGCUGCUGCCACAGGAUCGCAAUGGCCAUGGUGCUGAACAAGAGCCGGCCCCCUGCGACAUUGCUCAGUUUCCACCCCCUCCUCCUCCCCCUAUUGAGGAGCGGCCCAGCAGAACACUCCAGUCAGUCCGGGCAGCCACCGAGUACGAAAUGUCGGCCAAUAACAACUCUCCCUACAGCUCCAAGCUGCAGUCCACAGUUAUCUACACAUCCGAGGAAGGACCAGUGCAAACUCAGCCUGUGCGCAAGGUCGGUUCAAUUGCAGACUACGAUCCACUGAACGACAACUAUGGCUCUUCUGCCGUAGGAUAUAAUGCAGCACAGUCUCAGCACUACUAUAGAGGAACCACUACUGCUAUGCAGCGCAUGAUGCCUUCUCAAUCCCAGGUGCCAAGUGGAAGAACCUUCCGGGCAAUGUACGACUACGUGGCCCAAGAUAUAGAUGAAGUGAGUUUCCUUGACGGCGACAUGAUUGUGAGUUGCGUGCCCAUCGACGAGGGUUGGAUGACCGGCACCGUACAGCGCACAGGUCUCACGGGGAUGCUGCCCGCAAACUACGUUGAACCUCUCAACUAAAUCCUCUUCUCUGCUACUCCCUUGUUUUUUGCUUUUGUCAGAUGCUUAGCAUUUUCUUCUUGUUUCCAUUCUGGAAGAAAGGCAUGAUUGACUGUCGUUUAGGUGUGGUGAAACUCAUUUCUUGCAUUUAUCAGAAACUGACACAUUUAGUUUUACAUGUCUUUUCCUUAUUGGUUUAAUAGCAUGAAAGCCUACCUAUUCACAUAUACUUUCUCUUUGUUGCUUAAGCACCUCUAAUAUUUGUAUAAAGAGUAAAGUAUGUAUUGUAUACUAUCAGAAUUUAAUGUACAGGCCCCAGUAGCACUUCAAUGAGUGCAUUCACUAUUUUUUUGAUACUGUCUAGAAAGAAGUGGCAAAUUUUAUGAACCACUGAGAUGCCUUUAACGAGUCACGUGCCUUGUUCAGCUUCAUCCUGUUUGAGGAUGUUAUUCUGGGCUGAAUUUUGUGUUCUUUGGUCAAUGCUAAGAGGGUAUAUUUCAUUUGUGUGUGAAAAGAGUUGCAUAGUAAUUUUCGAAGUUCUCACAAAGUGCUUUAGAACUGCGUUUUAGCGUAUAUGUUUUGACCUGUGCAGUAUACAAAAGUUAAUGGCCUUGCAUCAAGUACUGCCUUUGAUGUGAAAUGUAUUUGCUAGAUGCACUUUCUUAGCCCACUUGAAGUAUUAGUAGCUGCUAAAGGCAUUAUGAUGGGAAGAGUUGUGUGUCAUUUGUAUUACAUUGUUUGUGAAAGCUGCAAGCUGACUUUGCUGCAUGGGGACUGCAUUUGCAUGGCUUCCUUGCACAACUGCAUCCACGCAUAGUAAGACUGUGCAUUUUGUGCUGGCUAUUUAUCGGGGUCUACUGUAGCACAGCCUAGCCUAUCUGGAUGAAUACAGAGUAGCAUAAAUGGCAUUCAGCCCAGCAUUUAUUUCAUACUCGAAUGUGGCAGCGUUAAAGCAUAUUUGUUGCUCAGGGUUUAAGAGCUGUCAGCCUUCCUCCCCUCUCGUUUCACUGUUAAGUGUUCAGUGCCUGUCUCUUCAUACUGUCUAAAUUUUACGACUUACUUGUUCACACUUGUUGUGUACGGCAGAUGUUGGUGUUCGUGCCCUUUACUUCAGGUGGCCGUAUGUACAAGCGCAGCAGAGCUGAUUGAGAUGCUAUAUAAACAUUCGAGCUCAAAGUUCUUGCUAACACUAUUUUUUUUUUGUUUAGGCAUAUACUCGCAAGGGGAGCCGCUGUGUUUAUUGCAUGGCUAUUUAUUGCCCUAAGCCACUCUACAGUUUAUGUUUUAAACUUGCCUGACCUUUGUGUUCUGUGCUCUAGACUUGAUGUGUUUAAGUUUUAACUUCAAGUAAUGCUCAAAGUCUUGCUUUGUGCUCAUUCUGUAAUGUACCUAUGGCCUUUCAAUAAUCGGGAGUUUGUGUGUGUACCACUUCGUCAUUGCACAAUGCUCGGAGGUGCAUGUUUGAACGAAAGCUUUGUGCCUGUGACGUUUUUCAUUUACAUUUACCUUCUCGUAGUUCAGCCAAAAAGGUGUCUCUGACAAUGUGUACAAAGUAUGACUUGUAUGCAAUUAACAUAUGUUCACUACUCAGAAUUAUGUGCCUUCUCGCAGUUUGCCAGUGCCAGAUGGGUAAUCAAGCCCCGUUUACAUGCACUCUUUAUCUUGACACUAAGAUUUGUAUGUUGGUUCUUUGUGUGGUGUAGCAUUGAGACACCUCUCCCAGUACCCCACCCUCUUUUCUUUUAGAGUAAAAUAAAGCUUUUUUUAGAGAGAUUAA
This is a messenger RNA of Rhipicephalus microplus (southern cattle tick), 2898 nucleotides long. It is a transcript of the gene Lasp, whose product is annotated as LIM and SH3 domain protein Lasp. Gene Ontology annotation, cellular component: focal adhesion. The record is from RefSeq and is a predicted model, not a curated record. Gene Ontology annotation, molecular function: actin filament binding. Lineage: Eukaryota; Metazoa; Arthropoda; Arachnida; Ixodida; Ixodidae.